AUGAUGGAGCUUCAAACGGAGAAAAGGUUCCACAACUUAACCCUCGAGCAAGUCCAGGCUCUGGACAAGGUCUUGACUGAGGUGAUCCCCAUCCACGGACGAGGGAACUUUCCUACACUGCAGGUGAGAGCGAAAGACAUCAUUCGUGUGGUGAAGGAUCGGCUGGUCGAGAGAGACAUCCAGGUGAAAGACAUACGGCUUAAUGGCGCGACUGCCAGCCACGUCCUGGUGAGGGAUAACGGCCUGGGCUAUAGGGACUUAGACAUCAUUUUUGGAGUGGAGCUGCCCAGGCAGGAGGACCUCCAGGUGAUUAAAGAGGUGGUGCUGGGCAGCCUACGAGACCUCCUCCCUUGUGGAGUUAACAGGCGGAAGAUCACCUGCCUGACAAUGAAGGAGGCCUAUGUGCAAAAGAUGGUGAAAGUUUUCAAUGAGCAUGACAGAUGGAGCCUUAUCUCGCUCUCUAACAACAGAGCUAAAACUGUGGGGCUCAGAUUUGUCAGUUCCCUUCGAAGGCAGUUUGAGUUCAGCGUGGAUUCCUUCCAGAUAAUAUUAGAUCGAAUGCUGGACCGCGGGGAAAGCUCACAGGCCGGGCCAGCAGAGGAGCCCACCAUCACCGUCGAAGCGGAGUGCAUGUACGGAGACUUCGAACAGGCGAUGGACCACCUCCGCCACCGCCUCAUAGCCACCCACAACCCAGAGGAGAUCCGAGGAGGGGGCCUGCUCAAAUACAGCGACCUGCUGGUGAGGAACUUCAGACCGGCCAGCGAGACAGAGAUCAAGUCCCUGGAGCGCUACAUGUGCUCCCGCUUCUUCAUCGACUUCCCCGACGUGAGCGAGCAGCAGCGGAAGAUUGAGGCCUACUUGCAGUGCCAUUUCAUCGGCAGCGAGGAGGCGAGCAAGUACGACUACCUGAUGACCCUGCGGCGAGUGAUCGAUGAGAGCACGGUGUGUUUGAUGGGACACGAGAGGAGACAGACGCUCAACAUGAUCACGGUCCUGGCUCUGAGGGUGCUGGGCGAGCAGAACGCCAUCCCCAACACGGCCAACGUCACCUGUUUCUAUCAGCCGGCCCCGUACAUGGCGGAGCCAAUUUACAGCAGCUACUUCAUCACCCAGGCCCAGCCCCCGCUCGUCUACCACCCCUACCCUCUACACGUCCACAUGCAGACUGGCCUGGUGUAG
Molecule: messenger RNA, 1182 nt
Organism: Chelmon rostratus (copperband butterflyfish)
Lineage: Eukaryota; Metazoa; Chordata; Actinopteri; Chaetodontiformes; Chaetodontidae
Product: terminal nucleotidyltransferase 5C-like
Exons: 2
Coding region: 1-1182 (393 amino acids)
Biological process (GO): mRNA stabilization
Molecular function (GO): RNA binding; poly(A) RNA polymerase activity
Source: RefSeq, a predicted model, not a curated record